Messenger RNA from Talaromyces proteolyticus, 1734 nucleotides. Its product is annotated as putative NADPH-adrenodoxin reductase Arh1. The transcript is spliced from 3 exons. The coding region runs from base 64 to 1671 and encodes 535 amino acids. Gene Ontology annotation, cellular component: mitochondrion. NCBI's taxonomy places the organism in Eukaryota, Fungi, Ascomycota, Eurotiomycetes, Eurotiales, Trichocomaceae. Gene Ontology annotation, biological process: ubiquinone biosynthetic process. The record is from RefSeq and is a predicted model, not a curated record.
GCCCUUUUGGCCGCCCGAAGAUGACCCGAAGUGCGAUGAUGCAAUGAAAAAGUAAACCCAACCAUGAAUUUAUUGCCGGCCUCCUCGCUGUGCACGCAUUGUGCGAGAAGGACUCUGCGAUCAUGGCGCGCAGUCCGUACAUACAGCGCUUCUGUACCCCUGACUGCCACUCGACAUGGUCGGCCCUUCCGAGUCGCCGUCAUCGGCUCUGGCCCGGCAGGGUUCUAUGCCACUUACCGGCUCCUCUCCAAGGUAGACGAUGCCGUGGUUGACAUGUAUGAGCAAUUGCCGGUACCAUUUGGCCUGGUACGAUAUGGUGUGGCUCCCGAUCAUCCAGAAGUGAAGAAUUGCGAGGAAAAAUUCACCGAAGUUGCCGCAUCGCCGCGAUUCAAUUUCAUCGGUAAUGUUUCUGUCGGCUCUCAGCUCCCUUUCGAAAGCCUUAAAGCCCACUACGACGCGAUUUUAUUCUCAUAUGGAGCGUCCCAAGACCGCGAGCUUGGAAUCCCUGGAGAAGAUGCGUGCAAGAAUGUUUUAUCAGCGCGAGCGUUUGUGGGCUGGUAUAAUGGACUCCCGGAGUAUCGUGACUUGAAGCCAGACCUAACUGCUGGUGAACACGCUGUAAUCGUCGGGCAGGGAAAUGUCGCACUUGAUGUGGCGCGGAUUCUAUUAUCGGAUGUGGAAACGUUGCGCAAAACAGAUAUCUCAGAACAUGCAUUGGAGGCGUUAGCGAAGAGUAGGAUCAAACGUGUGCACGUUGUGGGUCGGCGAGGUCCCAUGCAGGCAUCCUUCACAAUCAAGGAAGUCCGCGAGCUUCUUCAACUUCCUUCAGUUGCAUUUGAGCCCAUUCGAAAGGACUUGAUGCCCCCAGAAGAUGUCAUUGCGACAAUUCCCCGCGCACAAAAACGUUUGAUGCAACUAUUAGCCAAGGGUUCCUCUACCGAUGCCAGCACUGCGGGUAAAGCUUGGUCCCUCGACUUUCUUCUUUCCCCCCACUCUUUGCACUGGUCUCCCGUAUUUCCAUACAGACUAUCGCACACUAAAUUCAUUCGAAACGAGAUAGCCUCUUCAGAUCCUUUUGCGCCGGAUGCUAAAGUCAAGCCUCACUUCUUAUCUAGUGGUAAUCCGGCAGAGGUAAACAUCCCUAGUAAUAUCUUUUUCCGCAGCAUUGGGUACAAGUCCCUUCCUCUACCGGGCUUCGACUCUCUAGGUAUUCAAUUCGACCAUCGUCGAGGCAUUAUUCCAAAUGACGGGUUUGGACGAGUCACAAGCUCUACGCAGGCAGCAGAAAACACCAAGACUCCGUUAGAUGACGAGCAAAUCUCUCACUUACCCGGACUUUAUUGCGCGGGUUGGGUCAAGCGUGGUCCAACGGGUGUUAUAGCAUCUACGAUGAUGGACGCCUUUGGAACAGCAGACUCGAUUGCGGCGGACUGGGAGGCGCAAAAGGGUAGGGGCGAUGCAGACAUAUCGUUCCUCAAUUCGGAAUCAGGAGGAAGCAGUGGCCUUGGCUGGGACGGUGUUCAAGCGGAGGCGCAGCAGAGAGGACUUUUGCCAACGUCAUGGAAGGAUUGGCAGCGGAUUGAUGCCAUUGAAAGGGAGAGAGGAGCAGAAAGGGGGAAGAUUCGCGAGAAGUUUGCUCGCGUUGAAGAUAUGCUGAAUGCUGUACGAUAGAUAGAUAGGCAUGUGUACAUCAAUGUAUCAGAUAGACACCAAUAAAGACACCAAUCUCGAGAU